UCAAUGUCAUAUGUCAUUGUUUUGUCAAAAUGUCAAUCGCCUAAGGGAUUUGUGAUGAAUGAAUUUUGUUUGGUUAAAAGAAAGUGAAGUUUUUCUUAGUAAAAAUGGACGUUUUUAAUAAGUUUUAUUCGUCGGUUAGUAAUACUGUAUCCCAAUUAUCUGGAGUUUUACCAGGAAAUCCUGUCACAAGAGAAUUUGAAGCAACACAAUUUAUUGCAAGCGCAGGACCAGGUCUUCUUUGGAAAGUUUAUAAGGGUUACAAAAAAUCAACAAAACAAGAAGCUUCUAUAUUUGUGUUUGAAAAGAAACUUCUCGAUCGUUGGACGAAAGCCGACAAAGAUGUAAUGAUCGAGAUAUUGAGGCGCGGCAUCGUGCAGCUUACAAAGUUGCGCCAUCCGCAGGUCCUUACGGUGCAGCAUAGCUUGGAGGAGAGCCGAGAGAGUCUCGCAUUUGCCACCGAGCCUGUCUUUGCAAGCCUGGCAAAUAUUUUAGGCAACACAGAAAAUAUGCCUCAACCCAUUCCCAAUAAUAUGGUUAAUUAUAAAUUGUAUGAAGUGGAAAUAAAAUAUGGUUUGAUGCAAAUUGCUGAGGGCCUGGCGUUCCUCCACAAUGAUGUAAAGCUCCUUCACCACAACAUAAGUCCCGAAUCAAUAGUAGUGAAUCAGCAAGGUGCUUGGAAAAUAUUUGGUUUUGAUUUCUGCAUAGCAAAUCAGAGUUCUCCUGGUGCAGCACCAUUUUGGCCGUUCACGGAGUACUGUCAGGCGCUGCACCCAUUGACCCAACCCGCUUUAGACUACCUGGCACCUGAAUAUAUUUUGUCUGCAAGUCAUUCCCCCGCAAGUGAUAUUUACUCUCUGGGUAUGUUGAUUUACGCUUUGCACAGUACGGGGCAUCAGUCAUUGGGGAAUAUAGGAAAUGACUACAUGAAGUUCAAGAAGUUUGCAAAUGAGCUGAGGAACCUUCCUCAGUCCCGUUUGCUCUGCGUGACGGAGGGCCUCAGGGAAUAUGUGAAGCUUAUGUUGAACACAACACCAGAGCUGCGGCCGGACCCGCACCAGUUUUUAAAAAUUCCAUACUUUGAAGAUGUUGGAGUGAAAACAUUGAAUUAUUUGGACUCACUAUUUCAGUGGGACAAUUUGCAAAAGUCACAAUUUUACAAAGGACUUCCUCAAGUUAUACAGAAAAUGCCUCAUCGCAUCUGCAUAUACCGGAUCCUUCCGUGUCUCAGCAAGGAGUUCGUCAACCCCCCCAUGGUGCCGUUCGUGCUGCCCAAUGUUCUUUUGAUUGCAGAAAACUCAACCAAAGAGGAGUAUGUGAAGUACAUACUUCCCGUACUGAAGCCCGUUAUGUUGAUUCAAGAUCCCAUACAAAUUCUGCUCAUAUUUAUGCAAAAAAUGGAACUUCUGCUGAAACUGACCCCCGGGGAGGAAGUGAAGAGUGACAUCCUGCCGAUGCUGUACCGAGCGCUGGAGUCCGAGGCGCAGCAGAUCCAGGAGCUGUGCUUGUGCGUGCUGCCGACCUUCGCCGCCCUCAUCGACUACCCCGCCAUGAAGAACGCGCUGCUGCCCCGCAUCAAGAAGCUCUGCAUCAGCACCGGCUACAUCUCGGUGCGCGUCAAUUGCCUGCUCUGUUUGGGGAAGCUGCUGGAGCACUUGGACAAAUGGUUGGUGUUGGACGAGAUCAUUCCGUUCCUGCCGCAGAUACCCUCUCGAGAGCCGGCGGUUCUGAUGGGGAUCCUAGGCAUAUACAAGGUGGCGCUGAGUCACAAGAAGCUGGGCAUAACGAAGGAGGUGAUGGCGACGAAGGUGCUGCCCUUCCUGAUCCCGCUGUGCGUGGAGAACGGCCUCACGCUGAGCCAGUUCAACGCGCUGGCGGCGCUCGUGCGACAGAUGGUGGCCGCCGUCGAGGCCGAGCACCGCGCCAAGCUCGAGCAGCUCAACUCCAUACAGAACGAAUCCAAGUUAGUUCCCACUACUUCGAUUCAACUGAUGCACCUCAUGAUCACCAGGCUGGCUCAGCAGCAGGCCACGGCGCGCAGCUUCACCCGCCAGCCCCCCCCGGCGCACCGCCCCCGCCCCCUGGACCUCACCGCCUCGCUGCUGCAGGCCAACCUCACGCAGCUCUCUCAGUCGCCCCGCCCCGCGCCCGGCUACAUGCCCGCCAGCCGCGUGCCGCUCGGGCAGGACGGCGCCAACUUCAACAACAAGUGGUCCGGCAGCCAGGGCCGGCAGACCGGCGUCAAGCAGGACUGGUCCGCCUUCGAGUCCCUACUGCCCGCCCCUCACCAGCCCGACAGUCAGCACGACACCAACAAGAACAACGUCAAGGCGGGCAGCAGCAGCGAGAUGCUGGACUUGCUGAGCUAGAGCGGUGGCGAUGGCGGUGUCAGGGUCUGGGUCAGGGUAAUGUUUGAAGUACGUUGUCUGUUGUGAUGUCAGUGACUCCUGUAUGUAUGUGUAUACAUGUUACAUUGCACCGGUUUGCUCGUAUUGUUCACACGAAGGAGUACGUAAGUAAGUCAAACUUCCAAUGCGAGUGUUCCACACUGGAAAACUUUGUUCGGUUUUGAUGUAACAUAAUACAUUCCUAUUGUAGUGCAACAUGGCGCGAGGAACUCAUUAAAACUAUUGUUUUUGUCCAACAAAUUUUAUUUAUAUAAUUUGAAAUCAUAUAAAAUACUUUAUAAUAUAAGGUUUUAAUAUAAAAUACAAAUGUAUAUUGAAUAAAUUAUAAGUAGAUAUAAAACACAACAUAAAUUAGCUUAAACGAAACAUAAAGAGCUUCUAUGUUUGUUUGUUUGUUUGUUUGUAUUUGUGGUGUCUCAGUUCGCUUGUUUGCGUUCACUGAACACGCACUGUAACUGUAACACUUCUGUAACUCUUGCAUAUCUCAGAUUAUUCAUAUACCAUUGUAAAUACUAAAUACACUGAUCAAAUGUACAUUAACCGACGCACUCACACUCACACUCACACUCGCUCAUUAAAUGCGCACUGAGGGACUACGUUACUGAACGCUUGCACAUUCUCACUCUUUUUAUCUGAUUAUCUUAAAAUAUGUUAGAAGAAGUGAUGCGCCGCGUUUGUCUGUGUCUGUGUCCUGUCUCAUCACCUAUAGUUGUAUAGUUUGUAUGUCUGCAGCGCGCCGAGUGCGCCGAGUGCGCCGAGUGCGCCGAGUGCGCCGAGUGCGCCGAGUGCGCCGAGU
This is a messenger RNA of Papilio xuthus (Asian swallowtail), 3201 nucleotides long. Its product is annotated as SCY1-like protein 2. The record is from RefSeq and is a predicted model, not a curated record. Gene Ontology annotation, molecular function: protein kinase activity; ATP binding. Gene Ontology annotation, biological process: protein phosphorylation. The transcript has 5 exons. Bases 105 to 2366 code for a protein of 753 amino acids. Lineage: Eukaryota; Metazoa; Arthropoda; Insecta; Lepidoptera; Papilionidae.